Molecule: messenger RNA, 949 nt
Organism: Hipposideros armiger (great roundleaf bat)
Lineage: Eukaryota; Metazoa; Chordata; Mammalia; Chiroptera; Hipposideridae
Gene: DKKL1
Product: dickkopf like acrosomal protein 1
Exons: 5
Coding region: 183-878 (231 amino acids)
Biological process (GO): negative regulation of canonical Wnt signaling pathway
Molecular function (GO): receptor antagonist activity; co-receptor binding
Source: RefSeq, a predicted model, not a curated record
AAGGCUCGCGGAGCUCAUCCAACGCUCCAGGUGUCCGGUUUAGGCUCGAGACCAGAACUGUUUGGAUUUAACAGUCUGUGGACCGCCGGAGUCUGAGAGUCCGGUGACCCGACUGUGAUCUAGUAUAAAGGCAGGGCCCAGACGAAGGGGCGGGGCGUAGGAGCCUCCCUGCCUGCCCUGCAAUGUGGCACGCACUGGUCCUGCUUUUGCUGCUCCCCUCUGUCUCGGUGCACCCUUCCACUGCAGCCCCGAUCCACGAUGCGGACGCCCAGGAGAGCUCCUCGGGUCUUCUAGGCCUCCAGAGCCUACUCCAAGGCUUCAUCCGGCUCUUCCUGAAAGAUGACCUGCUACAGGGCAUGGACAGUUUCUUCUCUGCCCCCAUGGACUUGCGGAGCCUCCCUAACAACUACCACCAAGAAGAGAACCAGGAGCACCGGCUGGGAACCAACACUCUCUCCAGCCACCUCCAGAUCGACAAGGUAACCGACAAUAAGACAGGAGAGGUACUGAUCUCCAAGAAGGUGGUGGCAUCCAUCAAGCCAGGAGAGGGAAGCUUGGAGGAUGACUGGAAGGUACCCAAGAUAGAGGAGAAGGAGGCCCUGGUGCCCGUCCCAAAGGCCAUGGACAGCUUCCACCUGGAACCCCAUCCCCGAGUGGCCUUCUGGAUCAUGAAGCUGCCACAGCGAAGGUCCCACCAGGAUAUCCAGGAGGGCAGCCGCUGGCUCAGCGAGAAGAGACAGCGCCUGCAGGCCAUCCGGGAUGGGCUCCGAGAAGGGACCCGAGAGGAUGUCCUUGAAGAGGGGACCCAGGGUUCCUCCCACUCCAAGCUGCCUGCCCGAAAGACCCACUUCCUGUACAUUCUCAGGCCCUCCCAGUAGCUAUAGGGGUGGGGACAGGGGAACACCUGCAUGUACCCCCCACCAGAUCCUAUCCCAAGCAUCAUAUGGAA